Messenger RNA from Vigna umbellata (rice bean), 1146 nucleotides. Lineage: Eukaryota; Viridiplantae; Streptophyta; Magnoliopsida; Fabales; Fabaceae. The record is from RefSeq and is a predicted model, not a curated record.
AUGAAGAGAAAAAGAACAAGUGAAAGUGGUGAAAGAGGUGAAAGAAAGGAAGAAGAUAGACUCAGUGAUUUACCUUAUGAAAGAAAGGAAGAAGACAAACUGAGUGAUUUACCAGAUGAAGUUCUUCAACACAUGAUGGAGUUUUUGCCAACAACACAAGCUAUUAAAACUUGUGUGUUAUCUAAACGAUGGAAGAACCUUUGGAAAGGCCUCACCACUCUAACUUUCAAACCAUUCAAAGGAAUUCGCAAAUACAACAGAUAUGUAGUGAAUCAUGUUCUCUCUCAUCGAGAUGAUUCUAUUUCCCUUCACAAGAUGUCUUUGACACUUUAUAAUUCCACUAAAGUCCUCAACAAUGCCAUCAAAUACGCCUCACAACACCAUCUUCAGGAGUUGCAACUCUUGAUUAUGGAGUUCAAACAAACACCCAAUUCUUUCAUUCCCCUUUUUAUCAAUUGCAAAUCCUUAACCCUUCUUGUCAUUUUCUCCAAUUCCAAUUCUGCCCCCUUGACACUUCCACCAUCUUUUGCGAUACCAUCUUUGAAAAAUUUGUUUCUCUUCAAUGUCAUUUUCACAGCAAAAGAUGACAAUAACUGCGUUGAACCCUUCUCAGAGUGCACUUCGUUGAUAUCUUUGGUCCUUGAACGUUCCAUGCAUACUCAUUCAACAAAAACUCUGUGUAUAUCAAACCCUAGCCUUUCUGUUUUGAAUAUGAAAAACAUACUUUAUUGGCACGAUUUAGAACCUGAAAUUGUGCUUUUUGUUCCUAAACUCAAAUCGAUCACAUUCGAGAAUGAUCGUUUUUCCAUGCGCUAUAGAUUCUCUUGCACUUGCGAUCUCCCUCUCCUUACCCGAGUAAAAAUCAGCAAUCAUGUUUAUGUAGAUCCUUCCAUCAUCGUAAAUUGGUUACGAAUCUUCUCCAACGUAAGAAAGUUGACAAUUUGUUCUCGUACCCUAAAUAUGCUUAAGGAUAUAUGUCCGGAUACAUUGGAAAUUCAACCUCCUCGCUUUGCUAGAUUGAGAUCAUUGAAAAUCAAAAUGCAUUCUAGAAUGGUGAUGUCUAAAACUGAAUUAAACAUGAUAGUGAGUUACUUGUGGAAUUGUCAAACAACAAAUGUUAAGGUGAUAGAGUGCCAAAAGUCAUGA